This is a messenger RNA of Neodiprion fabricii, 5207 nucleotides long. It is a transcript of the gene Kank, whose product is annotated as KN motif and ankyrin repeat domain-containing protein 2. Gene Ontology annotation, cellular component: cytoplasm; cytoskeleton. Lineage: Eukaryota; Metazoa; Arthropoda; Insecta; Hymenoptera; Diprionidae. The coding region runs from base 420 to 3650 and encodes 1076 amino acids. Gene Ontology annotation, biological process: negative regulation of actin filament polymerization. The record is from RefSeq and is a predicted model, not a curated record. The transcript is spliced from 10 exons. Gene Ontology annotation, molecular function: protein binding.
CCAGAAAGAAGUCGUCAACCACCGUGCCCGGAAUCCCAGAUCGAGUACGGUACACGCCGUCCUUAGUUCGAGAUGACGAGUUGCCUAAGUCGGCGCAGUUGCCCAAGGUGCCCUGCAAGCCGUCGCGAAUAACCGAAAAGACCGCAUUAUCUAUUCCUAGACGUGUUUUUCGAGUUUCGUGAUUCCAGCGUAGCCUUGCGUCUAUUCGCUAAUGGAUUAUGUGCCGUCUCUAGAUACCUGUUCGGAACCUUCAACGAUGACGCCGGACGCUGAGGAAAAACACAAGUCGAUCCCGAAGAUGCUUUCCUUCCAUUGACCGAAGUGACGAAAAAUUGAAAGGAGUAAUAAUAAUUUGGAAAAAAUUGUGGAAAAUAAUAUAAACCAACAGAAAAAUAUCAAGAUCAAAGACGGCGGAAAGGAUGUCGCUAACGGUCGAGAUUCAGGCACCGCUUCUCAACGGAAACGUUGGGAGUCAAAGUUACAUAUCCGGAUCGAUAGGUACAAAAUGUCUUUGCUGUCCUUAUGGAUAUCACAUAGACUUGGAUUUUGUGAGAUACUGCGAAGCUGUCGCUGCUGGAAGUUCUGGAUCGGAUCGAGUAAGCGAGAGGCGAAGGAAAAGGGAACGUCGACGACAAUGUCAAUCGAUGGAAGUUCUUCUUGGCUUGGUCAGUCCUGCCCUGGCCGGCAUUGAAUCCCAGCUGCCCAAAAUCGCGCAGGAAAGUUCAUCGACCAAUGGUAUCACCACUUUGCCGCGAUCCAGUCACGCCAGGCCGUGUAACGUUCAGCAUUCACCGAUUCUAGACAUCAGUGAUGUCGUAGGCGACUUUGAAGACACCUUGAGACGCUCUUCGAGAUCCUCCAGACCUUCGGAUCGUCAUAAUUAUACCGAACAAAUUGAUGCCUGCGUAUCGCGACCUUCCGCACAAACGGAGGGCUCACCGGACUUGGACAAUGCCAGCAUUACAAGCGGGAAUUCUAACCCUAGUACGGGGGCGUUGCAGAAUGUCAGGGAACAGAUGGCGACCGCGCUUGAAAGGAUGAAGGAUUUGGAGGAGCAAGUCAAGGCGAUCCCCAUGCUGCAAGUUAAAGUGUCCGUUUUAAAAGAAGAGAAAAGGCAUCUCCAGCAGAGGAUCAACGAGUUCAAUCGGUGGGAAACUGAGAACAGAAGCACGCUGCACAGGUACAGAAGUCAAUCGUUUUCCGAGGAUCGGACGCAUUCUGCUCCGGACCCAAAAAUUCCCACCAGAGACAUGGGAACCAUGUGCGGAGUUAUGACCAGAGACGUUGGAGUGUCUCACCAGCAGACAAGGACCAGGGAUGCCGGGAUGGUGACAAGUACGCCGAUUCAACAACGAUUGGAAAAUAUCGAUCAGACCACCGCGAGCAUCGAUGACUCUCUGCUAUCAACACCUAAGAGGAACAUUUCUCAUAUGAAACUGGAGCGUAGCAGGCUGCAGAUCGAAAGCAUUCUACCAAGCGUUAUGGGAAGGCCUGAACAGAAAUUAUCUCGGAGUGGUUUAAAGUUGGAAAACAUUUUUCCAGAAUUAACGCUACGUAAAGUUCUUCAACGAAGCGAUCUUCGAAUUGAAACGAUAAAUCCUGACUACGACCUAAUCAGAAAUAAGUCAGACGUGCAAAAAGAAAAUUCAGUGAUCUCUCGUACCAAUCAGCGGAAGAAGGUUCUUCAACGUGGUGGUUUUUACUACGACGAAAUAUCACCAAAAUCAAAAGAGGAAAUGUUGAAUCUAAACACACGGAGCUGCGGGACUGAGACAACUUUAACGAUGAAAGAUGUAAAGACGAGUGAAGAGUUCGCCAUGGAACUUGACGAGAGUUUGCGGAUACAUAAAGUCAUGAACACCCCCAAGAGAGUACAAACGAUUUCUGUGGAAACGCAGUGUGUUCCGGAAGUAAAACCACUCCUGAAGAUUGUUGAGAAGAAGGAUCAGGCUGUGCAAGUUUCGAAACCUCUAAAGUUGACCUCCAAUGUCGGUGUAACGGUGAAACCGAGAUCUUCCGACGUCGGUAUCGAAGCCAAACCUGGUCCUGGAACAAGGAAUACCGCUUCAGGACCGGACCCGGUCUCUGCGCAAACGAUAUCACUAAACGCUCUGGGGACCAGGAGUCAUUCCUUCAACUACGGCGACAGCAAGCUGACAAGAAAAUCUACCAAGUCGAUUGGGCUCACGGUCGACGGUUUGAUCAAGACUGCCGCAAGAUCCACGGACACCACAGGAUUGACCCCGAAGAAACGGGAGUUCGGAACUUCUACCCUGAAAAAGAAAUUCAUCGACGUCGCGGUCGGCGAUUCUGUAAGAUCGCCACACAUCAGCAUUUCGUGUUCGGCGAAUUACUGUGACAAUUGCAAGGACACUAUCAAGACAUUGGCGAAACAGAUCGUAAACAACACCGACAAUAUCAAUCAACAGAACAAUAAUCAAGUAUCGCGCAUACCCAGGCCAUCCUAUAUUUCUCUGAAUUCCCCGACCGUCCGCAGAAUGCAGUUCAAGCGGCAGGAUACCUACACCAAGAUACCGUGCUCAACUGUCAUCAAGUACGACGCUGACAAUAAGGAACAAUACGAAUCUAACAACCGACUCCAGAAUUCGGAGACGGAAGAGGUACACGAUGAGAAAAUAUCAUCUGAGGAAUCAUCGCCGGCAGGGGAAAAGUCCGAAGUUGAAGAGAAGCACGGUCUGCCGGACUCGGCGUUGUUCCAACCGAUCCAAGAAAAACCCAGACAGAAAGUUAAGCCGUCUCGAGAGAUGGGUGCAGCCAUGAAAGUGCUGAAUGACAAUCUGAAAAAAUCACCCAGUCGGAAUAUCAGUCAUCAGAUAAAAAACGCGACGACAAUAAUACAGCAGGAAUGGUUCAAGGUUUCGAGCACGGCAACCGCGAACCCUCUCGACGUUGAGGACUACCUGGACUGCUUCGAGGAAACCUCCAGCUCUUUGUUAGAGUACAUUGUAAACAUGAACGACGCUAGUGGCAACACCGCCAUGCACUACGCGGUUUCUCACGGGAAUUUCGACGUCGUAUCAAUUCUACUCGAUUCCAAAGUUUGCGACAUUAACAGGGCUAACGUCGCCGGUUAUACCGCCGUCAUGUUAGCUGCCCUCGCAGAAGUUCGGAACUCAACACACUCGUCUGUCGCUAAUAGACUGUUCCAAUUGGCAGACGUCAACGUUCGCGCAAAACAGCACGGACAAACUGCCCUUAUGCUCGCGGUGUCUCAUGGGCGCAAAGACAUGGCCAAGCUGUUGCUGGACGCCGGUGCCGCGGUCAACAUCCAGGACGAAGACGGCAGCACGGCGUUGAUGUGCGCAGCGGAACACGGACACACGGAGAUCGUGCGACUCCUGCUCGGCCAUCCGGACUGCGACUCGUCGAUCGUCGACGUGGACGGAAGCUCGGCUUUGAAAAUCGCUCUCGAAGCCGGGAACCGCGACAUCGGGGUGUUGCUUUACGCCCACGAGUACGUCAAUCGUGGAAUAAGUCCGUAUUCCUCAAUGAGGAGAAGCCGCCGAGGCUCCCAACCAACGACACCAACCGGAGGCCCAUCGCCAUCGGCGCCCGUGAGUCCGGCACCAUCGAGAAGGUUUCAUUCUUCAACCAUGUCGUUGAAUUCGACAAAAUAUUUGUCCAAGUGAAGGGAACGAAUUUUUCGUUAUUAUAAGUUAAUAACGGCGUUUUUUCCGAUCCGAUGAUCACCAUUGAAUUAUGAUCUGCUAUGGAGACUGUUGUAUAAUACCAACACAUAUCUAGAAAUGAUGGAAGACACCUGUAGGAGAGGAGUGCAUUUGAUUUCUUAUUUAUCGUAUUAUGUUCUUUUAUUUUAUUUUAUCUUUUUAUUAAACGAAUGGCUGCUCGAAAGAUGACGAUAAUUUCAGAUAUGAUGUUGAAACAAUACCGUGAAUAUAUGUAUAAGUAUGCCGGAUAAUAUCACGGUUACAGUCGUACGUCUAUCCCUGACGGAAUACGUGUUAUUCGUGAUUAACCAAAAUGUUUUCACGUUCUUUCUGUAACAUUGAAUAUUCGAAAAAAUUAUCUGGCAUUACGUGUGUGCGUGCGCGCGCGUGUGUGUGUGUGUAUGUGUAUAUGCAUGUGUAAAUCUGUUUUUUGACAGAAAUACACAUCUAAUGCAAAAUGAUUUCCUAUAAUUUCGCAUGGUCUUUGAACCAUGUCAAACUUUACUAACAAUGAGAUACGUCAGAUACGUCGUGCAAGUAAAUCAAAGUUGAGAAAUAUUUUUUUUUUUACUUUGAGUCGAUUGUAGAUUAGGACUCUUGUAUAUAAUAUCUAAGGAUUGUUUUUCAUUCCAAAUUAAGGUAAACAUUACGCAUACAUUUUUGUUAAUAUUAAUACAAUUUCCCUUCUCUUCUUUGCUUCAUCUGUUUGUCUUAACAUUUUUUUUUUUAUCUCUUCUCAUUUCUAUUUCAUUAGAAUAAAGGAAAUAUUUUUCAAUUGGUGCUGUAAUUAAUUAUCUGCGGCACAUGUCUUGCCUGUUAUACAAUAUAGGUAUUGUACUUCUUUGAAUCGUUUUUGAUUUACAAGAAAGUGAAUUUACAAUUUGAAUAGUUAUAUAUUAAAAGUUUCGAGUAUGGAAUCUUCGAGUACUGUGAAGAAACUUGAUACAUACAGACUUAUUUGUAUAGAUGAAAGAUAAUAUAUAGGUAUGCAUAGAACAGAGCACAAACAUUCAUUCAUGAAAACAGGCGGUCCGAUAAUUGAACCUUGCAUUUUGUCGAUUAUUGAAAUGUUCACGAAUAACAUACGAAUAACAUAUUGUCACACGAGGAAUGAAGUUAAUGGUCUUCCAGCGCACUGUAUGACGCGUAGAGAUUUCGAAUGACAGAUUACAGAGUAACGUGUAAACUACAUUCCAAUCUAAAUAUCGAAGCUUAUUGAUCUUCAUCUUUCUGGAAAUUUAUUGAUAUGUACCAUUAUCAAAUUCAUGCCAAUUGCGAAUAGACUGAAAAGGCCUAAUAUCAAUUUGGGAUCAAACGAAUCAGCACCUAUAACGAUGAUACUCUUAAUACAAAUAUUGACGUGGAGCUGGCUGCUAAAAUUUUUGAAACGACACAUCAGUAUAGAUGGAACAAGUCGAUGGGAGGAAAACGACAGAAAUAAACAGUAAAACAUUUCGGACAAAGAGAAUUAUUGUGUUAGGGGUGCUUUCCUCGGCAACUGAUAAAGUACGUUAUAUG